This is a messenger RNA of Linderina pennispora, 621 nucleotides long. RefSeq lists its product as uncharacterized. NCBI's taxonomy places the organism in Eukaryota, Fungi, Kickxellomycota, Kickxellomycetes, Kickxellales, Kickxellaceae. The record is from RefSeq and is a predicted model, not a curated record. The transcript has a single exon. The coding region runs from base 1 to 621 and encodes 206 amino acids.
AUGUUUGUUUGGCGGCAAUUCUGUAGUUCCGACGACAGCACUGCUCUGACCGGCACUGUGACUGUCCAGCUGAUGAGCGGCUCUGAUCCCAACAACCUCUCUCUGGUCGACACCAUCGCCACUGGCCUCGCUGCCUCGGCUGGCAAGGUCUCGUACACCCCUGCGACCACCCUGCCCUUCGGUACCUACUAUGCGAUCCGCAUCACCUCCAGCGUCGAUGGCCCCCACUACAGCCACUUCUUCGCUGCCGGUAACCCGGACGUGACUGAGGCGCCGUCGUCGUCGGCAGCGUCGACCACUGCCUCUGCCACCGCCCCUGCCACCACCUCUGCCACCGCCUCCGCCCCCGCCUCGCACAAGACCUCCGAGCUCGGCUCCCUGAGCGAGGAUUCGGAUGCCACUGAGGCUUCGUCGGCCAAGCCCAAGACCACCUCGGACAAGGCUUCGGCCACCAAGUCUAAGGCCACGUCGUCGGCCAAGCCCACCUCUUCGGAGGAGGAGGAGGAGUCUUCGUCGGCCAAGCCCUCAAAGGCUGAGUCGUCGUCCCACUCGAACGGUGCCUCGCGCCCUGCCCUGGCUGCUGGUCUGCUGGGUGUCGCUGUCUUUGCCGCCAUGUUCUAA